Messenger RNA from Hibiscus syriacus, 468 nucleotides. RefSeq names its product 40S ribosomal protein S30. The record is from RefSeq and is a predicted model, not a curated record. The transcript is spliced from 3 exons. Gene Ontology annotation, molecular function: structural constituent of ribosome. Gene Ontology annotation, cellular component: cytosolic small ribosomal subunit; ribosome. Gene Ontology annotation, biological process: translation. Lineage: Eukaryota; Viridiplantae; Streptophyta; Magnoliopsida; Malvales; Malvaceae. The coding region runs from base 133 to 321 and encodes 62 amino acids.
AAACAAUAAGCAUUAUAUACACUCACCAAAACCCUAACGCUAGUCUCUAUUAUUUCUUGCCAACCGCCAGAUCCAAGAGGAUAGAAAACCAGCAGUUCAGAAACCAAAGAGCAAUCUUUUGACAAAUCCGCCAUGGGUAAGGUUCACGGAUCUCUAGCUCGUGCCGGUAAGGUGAGAGGCCAAACACCUAAAGUGGCGAAGCAAGACAAGAAGAAGAAGCCCCGUGGCCGCGCUUACAAGAGGAUGCAAUACAACCGCCGUUUCGUCACCGCAGUGGUGGGAUUUGGCAAAAAGAGGGGACCUAACUCAUCUGAGAAGUAAGAGAGAUGCAGUUGAAGAAGGCAAGAAGUCUUGUUUGAAGCUUUAAUGGAUUAAGUCUGUUUUUCCUCUCUUUUGUAAUGUUCUGUGAUACUUGUUUUUAUCCACCGUUAUCAAGGAUCCAGUUGAACAUCAAUUUUGUUAGCUAAA